This is a messenger RNA of Coregonus sp. 'balchen', 17137 nucleotides long. NCBI's taxonomy places the organism in Eukaryota, Metazoa, Chordata, Actinopteri, Salmoniformes, Salmonidae. The record is from the annotation of a GenBank genome assembly.
AGACGCUACGAGCGAUCCCGAGUUACGCAACCCCCAGUUUUAGUCAAGUCAGUGGUGCUAUUUUGGCAACCAACAGACACACUGCAUUGAGCUUUUGUUCGUCCGUAACUAUCGUUUCAAAUAUCGUAUUUUAAAGUAGCCUGCUGGCUAGCUAUCAAACAGACUAACUUUUCUCAGCAUUUUUAUCUAGCUGGCUAACUUCCUAUUUUUUGCAUUCCUUCUUUGUCUAGCCGACGUUUGUUUUUUGUUGGUGGUUUCUUUCUGGCCAGUUGUUUUCCCCCUGGGUUUGGACUUUUUCUUCCUGACCAGGUUCCAACAGGCAGCUCGGGAGUUGAGAUGUCGAACCGAACAGUGUGCAGAGAAGCAAGUCACGCUGGCAGUUGGUACGCCGCCUCAGGUAGAGAACUGAACCGGGGAAUGGGCUAGAGACCAGGGGUUAUCUAACCAAGCUAGCUAGCUAGCUAGCUGCAGACAGCUCUCUGUAGUGUUUGGGUUGAGACUGGUCUCUCUUUGGGCUGUUGUCCUGGGAAGUAACUAUACUGAACAAAAAUAUAAACACACCAAUUUCAACGAUUUUACUGAGUUACAGUUCAUAUAAGGAAAUCAGUCAAUUGAAAUAAAUAAAGCCCUAAUCUAUGGAUUUCACAUUGACUGGGAAGGGGCGCAGCCAUGGGUGGGCCUGGGAGGGCAUAGACCCACACACUUGGGAGCCAGGCACACCCACUGGGGAGCCAGGCCCAGCCAGUCAGAAUGAGUUUUUCCCAACAAAAGGGCUUUAUUACAGACAAACAGAAAUACUCCUCAGUUUCAUCAGCUGUCCGGGUGGCUGGUCUCAGAUGCUGGCUGGUGUUGUGAGGCAGGUUGGACAUACAGCCAAGUUCUCUAAAAUGAUGUUGGAGGUGGCUUAUGGUAGAGAAAUUAACAUUAAAUUCAAUGGCAACAGCUCUGGUGGACAUUCCUGCAGUCAGCAUAUCAAUUACACGCUCCCUCAAAACUGGAGACAUCUGUGGCAUUGACAAAACUGCACAUUUUAGUGGCCUUUUAUUGUCCCCAGCACAAGGUGCACCUGUGUAAUGAUCAUGCUAUUUAAUCAGCUUCUUGAUAUGCCACACCUGUCAGGUGGAUGGAUUAUCUUGGCUAAGGAGAAAUGCUCAUUAACAGGGAUGUAAACAAAUUUGUGCACAAAAUUUUAGCUAAAGCUUUUUGUGCAUAUAGGAAAAUGUCUGAGAUCUUUUAUUUCAGCUCAUGAAACCAACACUUUAUAUGUUGCGUUUAUAUUUUUGUUCAGUAUAGAUAGGUUGCUAGCUAGUUGGCUAAUUGAGUAGGAGAGAGGUGAGGAAUUAUUUUAUAUUAUAGGAAAGCACAACAGGCCGUGCUCUCCCAAUCAGCUGUCUCAGAGCAACAAAGCCUGCAUUGGUUUUUUCCUCCUGUCCUGGUGAGAUGAAAUGGCCUGAUCAUAUAAACCCUGGAUUGCUGAUGCCAUGUAUUGGCCAUGGAGAGGCUCUGAAACCACUGGUCGGCCAUAUUGUCACUCCCAGUAGGAGCAGUCCUCCAUAGGAAUGAAUGGAAUUCAUUGUUUCAAGGACAAAAUUAAAUGUAUUUAAGUAUUUUUGUUGUUUUAGUGGGGACAGUAACAUGAAUCAUCUCAAAAAAUUAUACUUUAGGAAAUGUUUUAAUAUAUUUGUAAAAAAAAAAAAUUGUUUAGCUCACAGUUAAAAGUAAGCAUUACAGUGUCUAUAAUAGAAUGUGGCAAAAACGAAUGUAGAAAUUAAUAAAUGCAUUUCUAAAGCUUCCAAAAUAUUUUGUUUACAAUUGUGGGGGAGUGCCAAUAUGGAGGCACAGUGGCUUCAACACAGAGCCCCAUAGGGCCCCGUGUAGCUCAGUUGGUAGAGGAUGGCACUUGCAAUGCCAGGGUUGUGGGUUCGUUUCCCACGGGGGACCAGUAUGGAAAAUUUAUGCACUCACUAACUGUAAGUCGCUCUGGAUAAGAGCAUAUAAAUGACUAAAAACGGGAGCGAUUUCAGUGCCAACAGAAACAGCAUUUGAAUUAAAUAUUUUUUGCAUUUGGAAUUUGAAUGUAAUAUUUUGGAAUUUGUAAUGCACAAAUUGAUUAAUUGAAUUCAUAAAUUGAAUUUGUAUUUCAUGGUUUGAAACUGAAUUGAAUUAACAUUGCAUUCAGUUUUAAAUGUUUUUAAUUACAUUUUCAAAUUCAAUAUUUAUUCAGGUUCAGUAUGGUCUCGAUACAAUUGUUUGUAUCGAGUUUACAAACUAUAAUUUCAAGUUUCUCAAAGUUUAAUAUAUUCAACUUCUCAGACGCAUUCAGAUUCAUCAAAAAAAGUUCAAUAAAUUCAGAUUAAAACCAGAGACGACAUUCUGGUACGUUUCCAGCAAGGAAUGAUAGAAGAGAACAGAUAGAAUCAAAAACGCUCUCUGUAUUAAACAGGUUUCUGGUGGUUCCUGAAGCCAAUGUGGCAUGUUUAAUUUAUUUUCUUCCUGUGAAUUUGGCUCUAGCGUUUGGACUAUAAGCUACUAUGACCCCAUUCCUGAAAGCUAAGACUCUCUGGAGCAUGGCCGUGCCUUCUGUUCCCCUCUAGACACGUUUAUAAGGGAGUAAAAAAUAAUUAAUUACGGAGUAAAAAGAAUAGCCCUGUCUUAGCCCCAUAGCACUUCCUAAUUAAUGUCACGACUGUGUUAGCCCACUUAGCUAAAGCCGAUAGGGACGAGUUCAGGAAGCUAACACAAGUCUUCGGCAAGGUUACUCAUGAAAAGAGCGUGGACCCCGGAUACAUUUCACCCCCCCCCCCCCUUUGACCUCCUACUCAGAGAUCACGGCACCAAUAUAGCUGACUGGAUAUAGCUGACUGGAUAUAGCUGACUGGAUAUAGCUGACUGGAUAUAGCUGACUGGAUAUAGCUGACUGGAUAUAGCUGACUGGAUAUAGCUGACUGGAUAUAGCUGACUGGAUAUAGCUGACUGGUAUUGGCUGACUGGAUAUAGCUGACUGGAUAUAGCUGAGACCCAUCCAAGUCACAGAACCAAUGCCUAGGCUUUAGCUCAGUAGGCUAACAGUCUUAACCCAGUCAGUCACGUUACCCUUAUAAUGUGUACCGUUGCCGGAGACGUGUCCAACUAACACGAGUAUCUCAUCACGUAAACAUGGGUCACCAAACCACGCUGUUGUGAUGAGUAACCUUGCUGGAUCUUGAAGACUGGUAUUAGUGUAGCAGAUGGGGAUCUGUGACAACUCACUCCUCAGCCUGAAGUUUUGCCCCUUGCGCAAUUGAAGAAGGCCUUAAAAAAAAAAAAAGUUUGAUGGGUUGGUAUGCAACCGGAGGUGGGGGGUCGCGUUUGUUUUCAAGGCAAAGGUCCUGAGUUUCAGUCUCCGUAUGAGCUGAAUCAGGAAGAAGCGGUACUCGCUGAGUAAGCAGCGUGUCGUCCUUUACAUUAACUUCCAGAUCUCAUCCCUGUGGGCUUUAGCUAAGCGGGAUAACAUAGUCUUGUGACAUGCAGGAGCGCUGGUUCAAACCCAGUCAGUCACAACAACAUUUACAUUUGACAUUUUAGUCAUUUAGCAGACGCUCUUAUCCAGAGCGACUUACAGUUAGUGAGUGCAUACAUUAUUAUUUUUUAUAUAUUUUUUAUACUGGCCCCCCACGGGAAACGAACCCACAACCUUGGCGUUGCAAACGCCAUGCUCUACCAACUGAGCCAAAUCCCUGCCAGCCAUUCCCUCCCCUACCCUGGACGACGCUGGGCCAAUUGUGCGCCGCCUCAUGGGUCUCCCGGUCGCGGCCGGCUACGACAGAGCCUGGAUUCGAACCAGGAUCUCUAGUGGCACAGCUAGCACUGCGAUACAGUGCCUUAGACCACUGCGCCACUCGGGAGACCCAACAAGGUGGGAAAGCUAUCCUUAGAAUGGCUAUGACGGGGCUAUUCAACUAUAUUGUUAUGGGGGCCAAAAUUGUGGUUCCCUUCUGCGCAUCCUAUUUGUAUUUAUUAUGGACCCCCAUUACUUCCUGCCAAGAAGAGCACCAGCUGUUCCGGAUGACUGUGUGAUCACGCUCUCCGUAGCCGAUGUGAGUAAGACUUUUUAAGCAGGUCAACAUUCACAAGGCCGCAGGGCCAGACGGAUUACCAGGACGUGUACUCCGAGCAUGUGCUGACCAACUGGCAAGUGUCUUCACUGACAUUUUCAACAUGUCCCUGACUGAGUCUGUAAUACAAACAUGUUUCAAGCAGACCACCAUAGUCCCCGUGCCCAAGGACACUAAGAUAACCUGCCUAAAUGACUACCGACCCAUGGCACUGACGUCUGUAGCCAUGAAGUGCUUUGAAAGGCUGGUCAUGGCUCACAUCAACACCAUUAUCCCAGAAACCCUAGACCCACUCCAAUUUGCAUACCGCCCCAACAGAUCCACAGAUGAUGCAAUCUCUAUUGCACUCCACACUGCCCUUUCCCACCUGGACAAGAGGAACACCUACGUGAGAAUGCUAUUCAUUGACUACAGCUCAGCAUUCAACACCAUAGUGCCCUCAAAGCUCAUCACUAAGCUAAGGAUCCUGGGACUAAACACCUCCCUCUACAACUGGAUCCUGGACUUCCUGACGGGCCGCCCCCAGGUGGUAAGGGUAGGUAACAACACAUCUGCCACACUGAUCCUCAACACGGGGGCCCCUCAGGGGUGCGUGCUCAGUCCCCUCCUGUACUCCCUGUUCACCCAUGACUGCAUGGCCAGGCACGACUCCAACACCAUCAUUAAGUUUGCAGACGACACAACAGUGGUAGGCCUGAUCACCGACAACGAUGAGACAGCCUAUAGGGAGGAGGUCAGAGACCUGGCCGUGUGGUGCCAGGAUAACAACCUCUCCCUCAACGUGACCAAGACAAAGGAGAUGAUUGUGGACUACAGGGAAAAAAAAGAGGACUGAGCACGCCCUCAUUCUCAUCGACCGGGCUGUAGUGGAACAGGUUGAGAGCUUCAAGUUCCUUGGUGUCCACAUCACCAACAAACUAUCAUGGUCCAAACACACCAAGACAGUUGUGAAGAGGGCACGACAAAGCCUAUUCCCCCCCAGGAGACUGAAAAGUUUUGGCAUGGGUCCUCAGAUCCUCAAAAAAUUCUACAGCUGCACCAUCGAGAGCAUCCUGACUGGUUGCAUCACCGCCUGGUAUGGCAACUGCUCGGCCUCCGACCGCAAGGCACUACAGAGGGUAGUGUGUACGGCCCAGUACAUCACUGGGGCCAAGCUUCCUGCCAUCCAGGACCUCUAUACCAGGCGGUGUCAGAGGAAGGCCCUCAAAAUUGUCAGACUCCAGCCACCCUAGUCACUCUCUGCUACCGCACGGCAAGCGGUACCGGAGCUCCAAGUCUAGGUCCAAAAUACUUCUCAACAGCUUCUACCCCCAAGCCAUAAGACUCCUGAACAGCUAAUCAUGGCUACCCAGACUAUUUGCACUGCCCCCCCACCCCAUCUUUUUACGCUGCUGCUACUCUGUUAAUUAUUUAUGCAUAGUCACUUUAACUCUACCCACAUGUACAUAUAACUUCAACUACCUCAACUAGCCGGUGCCCCCGCACAUUGACUCUGCACCGGUACCCUCCCUGUAUAUAUAGCCUCCCUACUGUUAUUUUAUUUUACUUCUGCUCUUUUUUCUCAACGCUUUUUUGUUGUUUUAUUUUACUUUUUUAUUAAAAAUAAAUGCACUGUUGGUAUUUUUUUAUUCUGUACCGGCUUCCUUCUUUUCACUCUGUCAUUUAGGUUAGUAUUGUGAAGUAACUACAAUGUUGUUGAUCCAUCCUCAGUUUUCUCCUAUCACAGCCAUUAAACUCUGUAACUGUUUUAAAGUCACCAUUGGCCUCAUGGUGAAAUCCCUGAGCAGUUUCCUUCCUCUCCGGCAACUGAGUUAGGAAGGACACCUGUAUCGUUGUAGUGGCUGGGUGUAUUGAUACACCAUUCAAAGUGUAAUUAAUAAUUUCACCAUGCUCAAAGGGAAUUUCAAUGUCCGCUUUUUUUUAUUUUUACUCAUCUACUAAUAGGUGCCCUUUGUGAGGCAUUGGAAAACCUCCCUGGUCUUUGUGGUUGAAUCUGUGUUUGAAAUACACUGCUCGACUGAGGGACCUUACAGAUAAUGUUAUGUCUUGCACACAGAGUGAGUCCAUGCAACUUAUUAGGUGACCUUGUUAAGCCCAUUUUUACCCCUGAACUUAUUUAGGCUUGCCAUAACAAAGGGGUUGAAUACUUAUUGACUCAAAACAUUUCAGCUUUUAAUUUGUAAUUCAUCAAAAAAAAAAAAAAAAAAUAUAUAUAUAUAUAUAUAUAUGAAAACAUAUUUCGACUUUGACAUUAUGGGGUAUUGUGUGUAGGCUAGUGACACAAAAUCUCAAUGUAAUCCACUUUCGGAAGGCACUGUAUAAGAGCGGUUGGGUCCAGCAGAAGACCAAUUUCUGUUUCGUACGGAAAGUGUUAUUUUUCUUUUAAUUUGUUCCGUCGCUUCCCUUUCAGGCUCCCAGCUGAAUACACAACUGGAAGGUUGGUUGUCUCAAGCCCAGUCCACUGUCACACCAGCCAGAGCAAUCAUAGCACCGUAAGCACCACUGGUCGUUGUGAUAUCUGUCAUGUGAAAAGGCCUCAUCUUGUCGUCAAGAGUCACUCUCUAAAUAUGAUUUUUGAUAACGGCGUAUGAAUGACUCAAAUGUAAAUGUAGUGAUGGGGGCAGUGGCAGGUCAAAGGUCGUCCUCAAAGGAUGUCGUCUUUUCUAUUGUUCCAGUCUCCCGAGUGGCGCUGUGGUCUAAGGCACUGCGUCGCAGUGCUAGCUGUGCCACUAGAGAUCCUGGUUCGAAUCCAGGCUCUGUCGUAGUCGGCCGCGACCGGGAGACCCAUGGGGCGGCGCAGAAUUGGCCCAGCGUCGUCCAGGGUAGGGGAGGGAAUGGCCGGCAGGGAUGUAGCUCAGUUGGUAGAGCAUGGCGUUUGCAACGCCAGGGUUGUGGGUUCAAUUCCCACAGGGGGCCAGUAUGAAAAAAAAAUAUUACAAAAAUGUAUGCACUCACUAACUGUAAGUCGGUCUGGAUAAGAGCGUCUGCUAAAUGACUAAAAAUGUAAAUGUAAAUGUAAUGGUGUCUUGCUGCCAUGAUGUCACUUCCUCCUAACAGAUAUCUGUGAUUUCAGGCAUGCAGGGUAUUCCUACUGUGGCGCUUGUGCUGCACACGCAUACAAACAGAUAGACCCUUCUGUCACGUAAGUCAUUUAACCUCGUUUACAGUUACAUUACAAAUGUUCAGUGAAUUUUUAAUAAAUAAAACAACUUUUUUUGUCAGUAACGAAAUGAAUUUCCAUGUAGAAGUAUCAUCACAUUAUAUAUCGAAAUUAGAUGGUUUUAAAAUGUAAAUGUAUUGUUUUUCGUUUCUACAUUUUCCCUCCUUAUCAAACCUUAGAUCUGCCUGCCCUGUUUCACCCUGAAGGAACUAUCCGCCCUUAGUUACCUCAGACAGAGAGUAUUUAGCGGUAUUGGCCUAGCCUCUGUCACGGCUUCACCUUGGAACAACGUGAGCGAAAAGCCUGGCUACUAAUGGCCCGGUGAAUGGUCCACUGAGCUGCUAAUGUGAGUCAGAGAGGUAAAAGGUGACAGAGUCCUCUCUUCCCCCCUGUAGUCGCAGGGUGUUCAUCUUGGGUCCGUCUCACCACGUUCCUCUGUCCCGCUGUGCCCUGUCAUCUGCUGAGGUUUAUAAAACCCCUCUCUACGACCUCCGGAUUGACCAGAACGGUAGGUACGCACGCACACACACACACACACACACACACACACACACACACAUAUAUAUACACACAUACACACACACACGUUCUGUGCCCUGUCCUCUGCUGAGGUUCAUAAAACCCCUCUCUACGACCUCCGGAUUGACCAGAAUGGUAGGUACACGCACACACACACACACACACACACACACACACACACGUUCUGUGCCCUGUCCUCUAAUGAAUGGUUUAUAACACUGCUCGACGACCUCCGGAUUGACCAGACGGGGUAAUUUUCUAGUUUUCCUAAUGUCAAGAACCUUGUUUUUGAUGUUUCUGUGUUGUAUUUUGCCUUUUAAACUUCGAAGCUUGACACUUGUAGAAAAAAACAAAAAACGUAAAUGUCCUCAGGGGACCAACCGUCUGACUGACACUGGAAAAGAGACAUUCUCACUGACGAACAAACAAACCAAACAAGCUGCAGUGUGUCUAGUAGGUGUGGACCGGUUCACCAAACCUACAGUUCGGUAUGUAUUGCGGUUUUGGGAUCACGGUUCGGUUUCAGUACAGCGGGAAAAUGAAAUGCCAACAGUUACUGUAGUUCAUUAUAGUUUAUUAAAAAAAUUUAAAAAAUACAAAGUGUUGGUAUUCCUGAUUUUGUGAAAACACACGAUUACUCAUCAACAACACUAAAAUAAAGUGCGAUAUGCGUGUGUAAAGGCUGUAAUGUUUUUCUUACAAAGAAAAGACGACGCACGCUUGUGACUCUCAUAAAGGGGGCGUGUCUGUAGCGUGGUGCUUGUCAUUUCCCACUCCAGGGUCAUGUGAUGUAGCUCUCUGUAGCCCCGCAGGUCCAUCCAUCUGUAGGAAAGGCAACACAGGGUGCGUUGGCCAAUUCACUGACAACUUCGGCUUUAGCUUGCUUAUAUAGAAGCAGGUAAUAGCUGUUUGCUGAAAUGGGUGGGAGAAGGAAGUUCCUAACGUGGCUCGAGCUGAAGCCUCCUGUUCCUCUCGACCACUGAGAAAGGCGUGGCAUAUCCGCGGCAAAAACACCUAUCGCUCUUGUAAUUUCUUCGGCCCGGUCAGAAUCAGCUGCCAAGGGCUGCUUGACUGCAGAGGGGAGACGAUGUUGUGUUGUAGUUUCUUUGCGUUUCCGUCAUGCUCCGGUAUACUGGGGUGAUGUCGGCAAAAAUGUGUCAACCUGUUUUGAGAUGUUGGCAGCUGCAGAGGCUAUUCUCGUUGAGCGUGGCGACAUACUGUUAACCUUUUAUCCACAACUCUCUGUCCAUCGGCGUUGGAAUCUACUGGGAAGCCAAAAUGUUCCCAAACUGGAGAUUUUAAACGAUGAUGGAGAAAUCCUCCUGGUUUAUCAACCCCCACCACUCGCCAUCGUACAGAACUAGUUCCCCGCUGCGCCUCACAAAAGGACAGUUUGAAAUGCACCAGUUAAGAUUUGAUUACAAUGUCUGCAUAGGCUGUAGUUGUUUUAACUGAAUAGCCUGAAAUGUUUUUUCAGCUCAAUGUACUCGGCAGCGUACAAGGCAGCGUAGUCUAUUGGCUGAGGGUUCUUAUUGUUAUGUAUUCAUUUGGGUUCACAGUGCGGACCGAACCCAGGUCCCGUACCAGAACGGUUCAGGACAAAUACAUGCUAAGGACUAGCAGUAAUAUGCUAAUUCAAGCCUUACUUGGCCAGUAAUAAUUCAUGUGCAUAUUGAAUCCUCACUCUCUCUCUCUCUCUCUCUCCCUCUCUCUCUCUCUCUGGUCUCUCUUCUCUCUCUCUGGUCUCCCUCUCCUCUCUCUCUCCUGUCCUUCUCUCUCCUCUCUCCGGGACUCUCUCUCCUCUGUCUCUCUCUCACUCUCGCCUCUCUCACUCCUUCACUCUUCUCUCUCUCUCUCUCAUGUCUCUUCUCUCUCGCUCUAUGUCUCUCAUCCUCUCUCUUUCUCUCUUUUCUCCUCUCGUCUCCUCUCUCCUUCUCUCUGUCUCUCUGUCUCUCUGUCCUCCUCUGUCUCUCUGUCCAUCUCUGGUCGCUCGGUCUCUUCUGUCUCUCCUCUUCUCGUGUCGUCUCUCUCUCUGUCUCUCUCUCUCUCCCUCCCCCUCUCUCUCUCUAGUCUACGCUGACCUCUGGAAGACUGGGAUGUUUGAGAGGAUGAGUCUUCAGACAGACGAGGAUGAGCACAGCAUUGAAAUGCACCUGCCUUACACUGCUAAAGCCAUGGAGAGGUAAGACAGAGGAACUAGCUAAAAGGAUGUCUGCUUCAAUAAUCACAAGCAGAGAGGACAGUAAUACAGGCCUGAGAGGCUGCAGGGAUUCGUGACCAAUAGAGGAGAGCUGUGGGUCAGUAAUGACUGGUUUGCCUUGACAUUUUGUGUAGUUCUCUCUCGCGGUCUCCCCCAGCCCCAGGAUGGUUUGAGUCAUUACUAUGGUUUAUGAUUGAUUGUUUACUAAUGAAAUAAGGCCUGCAUGCUCAAUUAAUGGACCCACUCAAUAAACACACACACACCUUGUGUUAGGUUGGUUUAAUAAACACACACAUACAGUUGAAGUCGGAAGUUUACAUACACUUAUGUUGGAGUCAUUAAAACUUGUUUUUCAACCACUCCACAAAUUUCUUGUUAACAAACUAUAGUUUUGGCAAGUCGGUUAGGACAUCUACUUUGUGUUUGACACAAGUAAUUUUUCCAACAAUUGUUUACAGACAGAUUAUUUCACUUAUAAUUCACUGUAUCACAAUUCCAGUGGGUCAGACGUUUACAUUCACUAAGUUGACUGUGCCUUUAAACAGCUUGGAAAAUUCCAGAAAAUGAUGUCAUGGCUUUAGAAGCUUCUGAUAGGCUAAUUGACAUCAUUUGAGUCAAUUGGAGGUGUACCUGUGGAUGUAUUUCAAGGCCUACCUUCAAACUCAGUGCCUCUGCUUGACAUCAUGGGAAAAUCAAAAGAAAUCAUCCAAGACCUCAGAAAAAAAAUGGUAGACCUCCACAAGUCUGGUUCAUCCUUGGGAGCAAUUUCCAAACGCCUGAAGGUACCACGUUCAUCUGUACAAACAAUAGUACGCAAGUAUAAACACCAUGGGACCAUGCAGCCGUCAUACCGCUCAGGAAGGAGACGCGUUCUGUCUCUUAGAGAUGAACGUACUUUGGUGCGAAACGUGCAAAUCAAUCCCAGAACAACAGCAAAGGGACCUUGUGAAGAUGCUGGAGGAAACAGGUACAAAAGUAUCUAUAUCCACAGUAAAACGAGUCCUAUAUUAACAUAACCUGAAAGGCCGCUCAGUAAGGAAGAAGCCACUGCUCCAAAUCCGCCAUAAAAAAGCCAGACUACGGUUUGAAACUGCACAUGGGGACAAAGAUCGUACUUUUUGGAGAAAUGUCAUCUGGUCUGAUGAAACAACAAUAGAACUGUUUGGCCAUAAUGACCAUUGUUAUGUUUAGAGGAAAAGGGGGAAGGCUUGCAAGCCGAAGAACACCAUCCCAACCAUGAAGCACGGGGGUGGCAGCAUCAUGCUGUGGGGGUGCUUUGCUGCAGGAGGGACUGGUGCACUUCACAAAAUAGAUGGCAUCAUGAGGAAGGAAAAUUAUGUGGAUAUAUUGAAGCAACAUCUCAAGACAUCAGUCAGGAAGUUUAAAGCUUGGUCGCAAAUGGGUCUUCCAAAUGGACAAUGACCCCAAGCAUACUUCCAAAGUUGUGGCAAAAUGGCUUAAAGACAACAAAGUCAAGGUAUUGGAGUGGCCAUCACAAAGCCCUGACCUCAAUCCUAUAGAACAUUUGUGGGCAGAACUGAAAAGGUGUGUGCGAGCAAGGAGGCCUACAAACCUGACUCAGUUACACCAGCUCUGUCAGGAGGAAUGGGCCAAAAUUCACCCAACUUAUUGUGGGAAGCUUGUGGAAGGGAACCCGAAACGUUUGACCCAAGUUAAACAAUUUAAAGGCAAUGCUACCAAAUACUAAUUGAGUGUAUGUAACCUUCUGACCCACAGGGAACGUGAUGAAAGAAAUAAAAGCUGAAAUAAAUAAUUCUCUCUACUAUUAUUCUGACAUUUCACAUUCUUAAAAUAAAGUGGUGAUCCUAACUGACCUAAGACAGGGAAUUCUUACUAGGAUUAAAUGUCAGGAAUUGUGAAAAACUGAGUUUAAAUGUCUUUGGCUAAGGUGUAUGUAAACUUCCGACUUCAACUGUACCUUGUGUUUGGUUGGUUUUAAUAAACGCACACCUUUUUUAUUAGGUUGGUUUAAUAAACACACCUUUUUAUUAGGUUGGUUUAAUAAACACUCACCUUUUUAUUAGGUUGGUUUAAUAAACACUCACCUUUUUAUUAGGUUGGUUUACAAGUGUUCAGUCCCUGUAAAAGCUUCUACCAUCUUGGUCAGGUAACGGUCCCCAGUACAUCACACACAUACGGACUUGUAAUAUGUCGUCUCCCUCUCCUACUACAGCCAUAAAGAUGAGCUCAGCAUUGUCCCGGUGCUGGUGGGAGCCCUCAGUGAAUCUAAAGAACAGGACUAUGGGAAACUGCUCAGCAGGUAUCUGGCUGAUCCCUCCAACUUGUUCAUCAUCUCCUCUGACUUCUGCCACUGGGGUACGUACUGAGAAGGACUGGUAGGGAUCAAUAUUAUACCCUGUUCACGCUACUGAGUUGAGCUAGUCUGGCUAUACAUCUAUCCACCGUAGUUGCUGGAACUGUGCUGGAAAGAUAACGUGAAAAGAAAAGCCAGCACUGUUUAGUUUGGUUCAGGGCAAUCGUGUGAAAGGCGUUCUAAAUAUAGAAACAAUGGUUCUGUCUCCUUCAGGGUUGGGUUCUGUCUCCUUCAGGGUUGGGUUCUGUCUCCUUCAGGGUUGGGUUCUGUCUCCUUCAGGGUUGGGUUCUGUCUCCUUCAGGGUUGGGUCUGACUUAAUAUCUGUCCCUCCUCCCCACAGGCCAACGGUUCCGCUACACCUACUAUGACGAGGCUCAAGGAGAGAUCCACAGAUCCAUUGAACACCUUGAUAAAAUGGUUAACAACACAUUCUGAUAUUCACUUCCACACUAGGUUGUAACACCACACUUCUCAUAUCGCUUCAUUGAUAUGAUUGAGACCACCCCUCUCUCUCUCCAGGGUUAGGGUUAGAUAGCUAACUGUUAGGUGUAUCAGGCUGGGUUCUGAACCCCUCUCUCUCUCCAGGGUUAGGGUUAGAUAGCUAACUGUUAGGUGUAUCAGGCUGGGUCCUGAACCCCUCUCUCUCUCCAGGGUUAGGGUUAGAUAGCUAACUGUUAGGUGUAUCAGGCUGGGUUCUGAACCCCUCUCUCUCUCCAGGGUUAGGGUUAGAUAGCUAACUGUUAGGUGUAUCAGGCUGGGUUCUGAACCCCUCUCUCUCUCCAGGGUUAGGGUUAGAUAGCUAACUGUUAGGUGUAUCAGGCUGGGUUCUGAACCCCUCUCUCUCUCCAGGGUUAGGGUUAGAUAGCUAACUGUUAGGUGUAUCAGGCUGGGUCCUGAACCCCUCUCUCUCUCCAGGGUUAGGGUUAGAUAGCUAACUGUUAGGUGUAUCAGGCUGGGUCCUGAACCCCUCUCUCUCUCCAGGGUUAGGGUUAGAUAGCUAACUGUUAGGUGUAUCAGGCUGGGUCCUGAACCCCUCUCUCUCUCCAGGGUUAGGGUUAGAUAGCUAACUGUUAGGUGUAUCAGGCUGGGUCCUGAACCCCUCUGUCUUGUCUCUCCAGGGUUAGGGUUAGAUAGCUAACUGUUAGGUGUAUCAGGCUGGGUUCUGAACCCCUCUGUCUUGUCUCUCCAGGGUUAGGGUUAGAUAGCUAACUGUUAGGUGUAUCAGGCUGGGUUCUGAACCCCUCUGUCUCUCCAGGGUUAGGGUUAGAUAGCUAACUGUUAGGUGUAUCAGGCUGGGUUCUGAACCCCUCUCUCUCUCCAGGGUUAGGGUUAGAUAGCUAACUGUUAGGUGUAUCAGGCUGGGUUCUGAACCCCUCUGUCUUGUCUCUCCAGGGUUAGGGUUAGAUAGCUAACUGUUAGGUGUAUCAGGCUGGGUUCUGAACCCCUCUGUCUUGUCUCUCCAGGGUAUGGGCAUUAUAGAAACACUGGACCCCAUGUCCUUCACCAACUACUUGAAGAAAUACCACAACACCAUCUGUGGACGUCAUCCUAUUGGAGUGCUGCUAAACGUGAGUCAUAACGAGUACAACAACGACCAUACGGGUACAACAACGACCAUACGGGUACAACAACGACCAUACGGGUACAACAACGACCAUACGGGUGCAACAACGACCAUACGGGUACAACAACGACCAUACGGGUACAACAACGACCAUACGGGUACAACAACGACCAUACGGGUACAACAACGACCAUACGGGUACAACUACGACCAUACGGGUACAACUACGACCAUACGGGUACAACAACGACCAUACGGGUACAACAACGACCAUAUCAGUAUAGCAUCAGGCAUACGAUAAUCUGAUAUCUACCUUUUCUUAGUUACACACUUCUUCUUGCACACAGGGCUGUGUUAUGUGAUGUACCAGUCAAAAGUUUGGACACACCUACUCAUUCAAGAGUUUUUUUUCUAUAUUUGUACUAUUUUCUACAUUGUAGAAUAAUAGUGAAGACAUCAAACCUAUGAAAUAACACAUAUGGAAUCAUGUAGUAACCGAAAAAGUAUUAAACAAAUCAAAAUAUAUUUUAUAUUUGAGAUUCUUCAAAUAGUCACCCUUUGCCUUGAUGACAGCUUUGCACACUCUUGGCAUUCUCUCAACCAGCUUCAUGAGGUAGUCACCUGGAAUGCAUUUCAAUUAACAGGUGUGCCUUGUUAAAAGUUAAUUUGUGGAAUUUCUUUCCUUCUUAAUGUGUUUGAGCCAAUCAGUUGUGUUGUGACAAGAUAGGGGUGGUAUACAGAAGAUAGCCCUAUUUGGUAAAAGACCAAAUCCAUAUUAUGGCAAGAACAGCUCAAAUAAGCAAAGAGAAACGACAGUCCAUCAUUACUUUAAGACAUGAAGGUCAGUCAAUACGUAAAAUGUCAAGAACUUUGAAAGUUUCUUAAAGUGCAGUCGCAAAAACCAUCAAGCGCUAUGAUGAAACUGGCUCUCAUGAGGACCGCCACAGGAAUGGAAGACCCAGAGUUACCUCUGCUGAAGAGGAUAAGUUCAUUCGAGUUACCAGCCUCAGAAAUUGCAGCCAAAAUAAAUGCUUCACAGAGUUCAAGUAACAGACACAUCUCAACAUCAACUGUUCAGAGGGGACUGUGUGAAUCAGAACUUCAUGGUUGAAUUGCUGCAAAGAAACCACUACUAAAGGACACCAAUAAGAAGAAGAGACUUGCUUGGGCCAAGAAACACGAGCAAUGGACAUUAGACCGGUGGAGAUUUGUCCUUUGGUCAGGAGUCCAAAUUGGAGAUUUUUGGUUCCAACCGCCGUGUCUUUGUGAGACGCAGAAGCAUGGAGGAGGAGGUGUUAUGGUGUGGGGGUGCUUUGCUGGUGACACUGUCUGUGAUUUAUUUAGAAUUCAAGGCACACUUAACCGGCAUGGCUACCACAUCAUUCUACAGUGAUACGCCAUCCCAUCUGGUUUGGGUUUAGUGGGACUAUCAUUUGUUUUUCAACAGGACAAUGACCCAACACACCUCCAAGCUGUGUAAGGGCUAUUUGACCAAGAAUGAGAGUGAUGGAGUGCUGCAUCAGAUGACCUGGCCUCCACAAUCACCUGACCUCAACCCAAUUGAGAUGGUUUGGGAUGAGUCGGACCACAGUGUGAAGGAAAAGCAGCCAACAAGUGCUCAGCAUAUGUGGGAACUCCUUCAAGACUGUUGGAAAAGCAUUCCAGGUGAAGCUGGUUAAGAGUGUGCAAAGCUGUCAUCAAGGCAAAGGGUGGCUAUUUGAAGAUUCUGAAAUAUAAAAUAAUAUUUUGAUUUGUUUAACACUUUUUUGGUUACUACAUGAUUCCAUAUGUGUUAUUUCAUAGUUUUGAUGUCUUCACUAUUAUUCUACAAUGUAGAAAAUAGUAAAAAUAAAAAAACCCUUGAAUGAGUAGGUGUGUCCAAACUUUUGACUGGUAGUGUGUAUCUGACUGUUCCUGUGUCAUGUGACGUGUAUCUGACUGUUCCUGUGUCAUGUGACGUAUAUCUGACUGUUCCUGUGUCAUGUGACGUAUAUCUGACUGUUCCUGUGUCAUGUGACGUGUAUCUGACUGUUCCUGUGUCAUGUGACGUGUAUCUAACUGUUCCUGUGUCAUGUGACGUGUAUCUGACUGUUCCUGUGUCAUGUGACGUGUAUCUGACUGUUCCUGUGUCAUGUGACGUGUAUCUGACUGUUCCUGUGACGUGUAUCUGACUGUUCCUGUGUCAUGUGACGUGUAUCUGACUGUUCCUGUGUCAUGUGACGUGUAUCUGACUGUUCCUGUGUCAUGUGACGUGUAUCUGACUGUUCCUGUGUCAUGUGACGUGUAUCUGACUGUUCCUGUGUCAUGUGACGUAUAUCUGACUGUUUCUGUGUCAUGUGACGUAUAUCUGACUGUUCCUGUGUCAUGUGACGUGUAUCUGACUGUUCCUGUGUCAUGUGACGUGUAUCUGACUGUUCCUGUGUCAUGUGACGUGUAUCUGACUGUUCCUGUGUCAUGUGACGUGUAUCUGACUGUUCCUGUGUCAUGUGACGUGUAUCUGACUGUUCCUGUGUCAUGUGACGUGUAUCUGACUGUUUCCUGUGCCAUGUGACGUGUAUCUGACUGUUCCUGUGUCAUGUGACGUGUAUCUGACUGUUCCUGUGUCAUGUGACGUGUAUCUGACUGUUCCUGUGUCAUGUGACGUGUAUCUGACUGUUCCUGUGUCAUGUGACGUAUAUCUGACUGUUCCUGUGUCAUGUGACGUGUAUCUGACUGUUUCUGUGUCAUGUGACGUAUAUCUGACUGUUCCUGUGUCAUGUGACGUAUAUCUGACUUCCUGUGUCAUGUGACGUGUAUCUGACUGUUCCUGUGUCAUGUGACGUGUAUCUGACUGUUCCUGUGUCAUGUGACGUGUAUCUGACUGUUCCUGUGUCAUGUGACGUGUAUCUGACUGUUCCUGUGUCAUGUGACGUGGAUCUGACUGUUCCUGUGUCAUGUGACGUGGAUCUGACUGUUCCUGUGUCAUGUGACGUGGAUCUGACUGUUCCUGUGUCAUGUGACGUGGAUCUGACUGUUCCUGUGUCAUGUGACGUGGAUCUGACUGUUCCUGUGUCAUGUGACGUGUAUCUGACUGUUCCUGUGUCAUGUGACGUGUAUCUGACUGUUCCUGUGUGUGAUUGGUUGUGUUUUCCAGGCUGUGUCUGAGCUGAGGAAGAGUGGAACAGAGAUGAACUUCUCCUUCCUAAACUAUGCCCAGUCGUCCCAGUGCAGGAACUGGCAGGACAGCUCUGUUAGCUACGCAGCCGGGGCCCUCAUUGUACAUUGA